Molecule: messenger RNA, 1324 nt
Organism: Nymphalis io (European peacock)
Lineage: Eukaryota; Metazoa; Arthropoda; Insecta; Lepidoptera; Nymphalidae
Exons: 8
Coding region: 171-1094 (307 amino acids)
Molecular function (GO): serine hydrolase activity
Source: RefSeq, a predicted model, not a curated record
GCCGUUCAUGAGUGGACGUCUUUAUUUUCAAUUUUAAAAACUAAAAUUUCGCUUGAAUAUUAUAAAACAAAUCAUAACGUGUAUAAUUAUUUUACAUAGCUAUAAAGAUAUAGUCGGACAAUUCAAUUACUUUGAAAACCAUACCAGGAGUAGCAAUUGAGGUGAUUGCGAUGGCAUUACAAUACAAAGCAAUUUCAUUGCUCAUUUCUAACUCGCGAACUGGAUUUCUGAUUAAAUUUUCAUCGUACAUGUCACCCCUUCCACACUUGUUGUCUUCCGUCUGCGGUGCGCACACGCAAAAAAUAACGAAAAAUAUAUAUUACAUCUCUAAUGAUAAAGUUAAAGUUGACACCGACCUGAAAACUAUGAAGAUGAACAGAUCAUCUAAAAAGCCUGUAUGCAUUAUGUUGAGCUGGCUCAUGUCCACGCCUAAGCAAAUUAUGAAUUAUGCGAAUCUGUACCUCGAAGACGGCUUCGAUGUCAUUCGUGUGAUCUGUGAGCCAUGGCAACUUGUAUGGCCGAGAAAAGGUACACAGAUAAUAGGUCGAGAUCUCAUAAAAUUGAUGGCGGCGAACGAAGGUUCGUAUGUAGUGCACGGGUUUUCUGUUGGCGGUUAUGUGUGGUCUGAGGCUUUAGUGCACGCGUUGAAGGAAAAUAAAAUAUAUCAACCUGCUUUGAAUCGUGUGAAAGCCCAAGUAUGGGACUCAGUAGCAGAUAUUACUGCGGUAGCAGUCGGCCUCCCGAUUGCAUUGUUCCCCUGUAAUAAACCAGCACGGCAUGCGACAAAGUUAUUUAUAAAUUUUUACCUGCUCGCCUUCCGCUCGGUGGCUACCCGCCACUACGAGCGCGCGUGUGAGACGUACUACGCCACGCCUUGCCGCGCGCCCGCACUGUUCCUGCUGUCCAGCUCCGACCCUGUCGGACAAGAAGACAGGAUACGACGCGCUCACAACCUCUGGCUGGACAUGGGCAUACAGUGCACGUUGCAGUGCUGGCCAAAUUCCAAUCAUGUGAUGCAUUACUUGUCCCACCGCGAUGAGUACGUCGCGUUGGUGCGCGCGCACAUACGCAACAACAUGUGCACUACGCACUAGUGCGCCACCGCCAAUGAGAUCCUAUGCGGGCUAACGAAUACAGACAAGAUUGUGAUUUAAUUAUAGUGCUGAACAAUCAUUAGUUUAAGUAUGGAAUAAAUAUGGGUGAAAGGAUUUUUAAUACUAUAGAAAAAAGAAGAAUGAACAAGUAAGAAAGAGAAGUCUUAUGAACACUAAAUCUAGCCAUCUCUUUUUCUCACAAUUAUUGAUUUUUCAUGUUAAAUAGUAUG